AUGGCCAGGGCCCGGGGCUGGCUGUGCCUGGGCUUGUGCUUGGCGGUGCUGGUGGCCUUCCUGGCCGGGGUCCUGGUGGGCUGGAUGGCGAAGCUGCUGGAGGGAGCAGCCUGGGCACCGGGCUGGCACCACAGCGUCCACAGGAAGCUGGUCUCGGGGAUGGACACCGGGAGCAUCAGGCCCUUCCUCCGUUCAUUUACAAAGCUCCGUCACCUGGCCGGAACAGAACAGAACUUCCUGCUUGCCAAGAAAAUCCAAAGCCAGUGGGAGGAAUUUGGACUGGAUGUGGUCAAGCUGGUUCAUUACGACGUUCUCCUGUCUUACCCCAACGAGACGAACCCCAACUACAUGUCAGCCGUGGACGUGCAGGGGCUAGAGAUUUUCAAGACCUCAGGCCUCGAGGCAGCACCGGGUGGCUAUGAGAACGUCACAAACAUCGUCCCGCCAUAUAAUGCCUUCUCAGCCCAGAGCACGCCAGAGGGGGACCUCGUGUACGUGAACUACGGGCACACCGAGGACUUUCUGCUGCUGGAGAGGGAGAUGGGCAUCAGCUGCGCCGGGAGGAUCAUCCUCGCCAGAUACGGGAAGGUUUUCAGAGCAAACAAGGUAAAGAACACCGCAGCGGCGGGGGCCUCAGGUGUCAUCUUGUUCUCAGACCCGGCCGACUCCUCUGCGCCUGGGGUGCAGCCGUACCCCGAAGGGUGGAGCCUGCCUGGGACUGCUGUCCAGAGAGGCAACGUGUUGAACCUGGACGGCAUGGGGGACCUGCUCACUCCGGCCUACCCAGCCAAAGAGUAUGCCUUCAGACUUGAUGCAGAAGAAGGUGGGAUCCCCCAAAUCCCGGUACAUCCCAUCAGGUAUCAUGAUGCAGAAAUACUAUUACGGUAUAGUUUUUAA
This is a messenger RNA of Talpa occidentalis (Iberian mole), 897 nucleotides long. RefSeq names its product N-acetylated-alpha-linked acidic dipeptidase 2-like. The record is from RefSeq and is a predicted model, not a curated record. Gene Ontology annotation, molecular function: carboxypeptidase activity. Lineage: Eukaryota; Metazoa; Chordata; Mammalia; Eulipotyphla; Talpidae.